This is a messenger RNA of Impatiens glandulifera, 2346 nucleotides long. Its product is annotated as scarecrow-like protein 11. The transcript has a single exon. Gene Ontology annotation, molecular function: sequence-specific DNA binding; DNA-binding transcription factor activity. The record is from RefSeq and is a predicted model, not a curated record. The coding region runs from base 233 to 2122 and encodes 629 amino acids. Gene Ontology annotation, cellular component: nucleus. Gene Ontology annotation, biological process: regulation of DNA-templated transcription. NCBI's taxonomy places the organism in Eukaryota, Viridiplantae, Streptophyta, Magnoliopsida, Ericales, Balsaminaceae.
AUCUAGUCGGUUGUGGUAGAUAGAUUUGACAGAGAGCUAAAGUUGAAUUCUCUUUUGCCUCGUUGACCGUUCCGAUCAUCUUCCUUAAAGAGAGCUGAAGUCGAAUUCUCGCGUUUCUAAGGUGUGAUUCUUCCUUGUUCAAUCUCUCUUUGUGGUUAAAUGGCAUAAGAUUGAUUUUGAUUCCACGCUUCUAAGUUGAUUUCGAUUUCGAUUCCGAUUCUUCUCUUGCUGGAUGAAUAGAUACGAAUCAUUAUACUUUGAUGUUAAUCCCGCAAUUCAGGGUAUGUUCAGUUCAAAUUAUUGCAGUUUAUCCCCCAGAGGAAAUUUCUCCUCUGACAUGCUCAAAUACAUAAACAACGUACUAAUGGAGGAGGACGAUUUAGAGGAUAAAGCUUGCCCGCCGAUCCAUGAUUCCACACUAACUGCAGCAGAGCAAUCCUUGUGCGAUGUACUUUAUGACAGGCAACCUCUCUUGCACCAUAGUAGUUUUAACUCUCAAAACAGUAGCAACCUUUUUGAACCCAGUAUGGUUAGUGAUCUCAAUUCAUGUCAAUCCAAUCAUGUAUGGCUUCCUCUGGUCGAUGAUAAACUGCCUGAAUUUCAAUAUGGAAUGAUUUCCAAUAGUGAAUCGUCGUUUAAUUUAAUGGAAGGAGAUUUUAGGGUUUCUUGCAAUAAAGAUAGAUUGGUUACUCAUGGUGAAUCUGUAGAUGUAGAAAUCAACUCUUAUAGAGGGAAGCGAGUAUUAUUGCCAGAAAACUUGAUUAGGGUUAGAAAAACACUCGACCGAGAAGAGGAAGAUGAAAUGGAAGAAAUGAGGUGUAAUAAGAUGUUGGCUUCAAGCUCUGCUACUCAGGAAGAGUUAAUAUUGCAUGAUAUGUUUGACAAGAUGCUAGUCCUAUGGGGUGGGGAAAAUGAUUGUUCACCUGUGAAUGAAACUUUAAAGUCAAUCUAUAGUAGAAAAGGAUCAAGCAAAAGGGAAGCUGUUGAUACAAGAAGUCUCUUAAUUCAAUGUGUUCAGGCUAUUGGAUGCAAUGAUCAAAAUUGUGCGAUUAAACUUCUUAAGCAGAUAAGACAUCGGUGUUCUUUAGUAGGUGAUGGAACCCAGCGGCUGGCUCAUUAUUUUGCAAACGCCCUGGAAGCCCGUUUGGCCAAUUCGGGUUUCCCAGGAUACAAGAAUGUAGUUGAGAAAGAUAAGACAUUUUCUGAUACAGCAGUAAUAAAAGCUCUUGAACUGUUUCUAUCGAAAUUCCCUACUGUGGUAACAUCUUAUCUUUUUGCAAGCGAUAUGAUUAUCAGCUUAAACGAUAAUAAAUCAACUAGCAUUCACAUUCUUCAUUUUGGGAUUGUCCACGGCCUUCAAUGGCUUCCCUUUAUUCAAACACUCUCAGGAAGAGUUGGCGGACCUCCAAAGCUUCGAAUAACUGGAAUAGACAUUCCUCAAUCCGGUUUUCGACCAGCUGCAAGGGUAGAAGAGACAGGACGACGUCUGGCUAGCUAUUGCGAAAGAUUCGGUGUUCCAUUUGAGUACAAUGCUAUCGCAGCGAAAUGGGAAACAUUAAGCGUUUCUGAUUUCAAAAUUAAGGAAGAUGAAACAGUUGUUGUCAAUUGUUUGUACCAGUUUAUGUACUUACAAGACGACACAGUUUCUAAAGACAGUCCAAGGGAUGCGGUUCUCAAGUUGAUUAGAACAAUCAAUCCUGAUCUUUUCAUCCAUGGAGUAUUAAACGGAGCAUUCAGCUCCCCAUUCUUUGUGUCGCGCUUUCGUGAUGCGCUUUUCCAUUUUUCUGCGUUUUUUGAUAUGUAUGAUGCUAUUGUAGAAAGGGAUAACCAGGAGAGGUUGAUUUUGGAGAGGGAGCUUUUGGGGAAAGAAAUACUGAAUGUUGUGGCUUGCGAAGGAUUGGAGAGGAUUGUGAGGCCGGAGACUGUUAAGCAGUGGCAAUCGAGGACUUUGAGGGCUGGUUUCAAACAGGUUCCUGUUGGGAAAGGGACUGUUAAGAAAUUGAAAUCUAUGGUGAUUUCGAAUUACCAUAAAGAUUUUAUGAUUGAAGUUUCUAAUCAAUGGGUUUUACAGGGUUGGAAAGGACGAGUGCUUUUUGCACUUUCUUGUUGGAAACCUGCUUAAUUAGAUUGUUAUGUAGAAUUCACCAAACAUUUAGAUUUUGGGUUUGGUGGAUUUUGUUUACCUUUUGACUAUUUGUUUGUAUUGAUUGCUACAUCCCUUGAACUAUGGGAUUUAUGCUCAGUUUUUUACUGGUCUCCUUUUUGCUCUUUCAUAUGUAUAGUGUGGCCAGGAUGACUCCCGACAUUUGAUCUUUAUUUUCAUCCAAAUAUUGUUAUGCUAGUUAA